Molecule: messenger RNA, 6726 nt
Organism: Aphanomyces invadans
Lineage: Eukaryota; Oomycota; Saprolegniomycetes; Saprolegniales; Verrucalvaceae
Exons: 10
Coding region: 50-3649 (1199 amino acids)
Molecular function (GO): protein binding
Source: RefSeq, a predicted model, not a curated record
UAAAAAUAGAGCGCGGCACCGAAAGGCGCCACCGCCGCCUGCUCCUUCCAUGGAGACGUCCAAGGACUCGUUCUUCAUCGUUCGGUCUGGAACGACAAAGAAGAAGAAGAAUGCGUUGCUUGUCCAGGUCCCAUCGUCCCCGUCGUCGGCGGAGAAGGACACGGAUGCAGCGAAUUCGUCGUGUCGUGACGGGCUUUCGCCCAGCAACAUGCCGUCGGAAGGCAGAAGCAGCUCGAUGUACCCAUCCUCGUCGUCCAGUCGAAGUACCACUGCAUUUGGAGGAUUGCCCUCGUCGUCCAACAACAAGACUCCUGACUCCUACGUACUGACCACAAUGAAUCGAUGCGGGUCGACUCCACAACUCCCCCUCCAAAGCGCGCCAAAUUCCCUGGCCUUCAGCUCGACCAAGAAGCGCAACAUGACCAAACCGAUGUUGUCUUCUUCCAAAGGAAGCGCUCAGCUGGCGCCAUUAUCCCGGACUGAUGAAUCUGCGCCGUCCAUUUGCAGCCCAUGUUCCGCGUCCUCCACUACACCAUUCCACGCGACGUCGUAUCUCCCCAUGCCGCUGGAAAAAGUAAAAGCCGACUACGAACGGGUCGUGUCGUCGUACCGGGCGAAACAAAUGGAGAUGGAGCGAUCCAUGCUCGACUUGACCAAACAAGUCCACAAGGAGCGCGUCGCCAACGACGUGUUGACGGCAGAAACCCACUCGCUCAAGGCGCUUGUGACGCAACUGAACCAGCAACUCGACGACGAGCGAAAGAUGUCGAUGCAGCAGAAAAAGGCCUUUGCGAAGCUGUCGGCGCGCUUCCUCGCUGUCAACGAAACAUUAAACAAAAUGAUGACAGUGUCGACAACGCCAGAUACCACCCCCACCAACGCGGCAAACGUCAAGUCCGUACUCAACACCAUAUCCAAGGAAAACCAAGACUACCAACGCCGCAUUAAGGUGCUGGAGACUCAACACAUGGAGGACAAACGAAGUCUCGUCAAUUCUGAAAAGAAGCUCAAGGCGAUCAAAAUGGAGCUCGAGUCGAUCGAGCACAUGCAAAUGACGCAGCAAUCGACCAACGACGCACACGUUCAUGCAGGGCUGUCCAGAGCACAUGGGGUCGACGGAGCGACGAGUACCGCCACGACGGUCCAAGGCAAAAAUGCGUCGCAAGCACCGGUCCUUGCUGGCUUGGCGCCUUCUGCCGCAAGUAGUACACCCACGACCGUCAACGACAGCGACGACCCGCAUGCCAACAUCCGCUCCAUCUUGGAGCAGUACAUCGACCCGAACAUUCUACGCAUCCUGCACAAAGUCGAUUCACAGUUUAGCAUUUCCAACGCGAUCCACUUGUCGUCAACGAUGAAGCGGUGGCUGCACAGUUGCCACAGCAUCAACACAUCCGUCGACAUUGGCGUCGUCCUCCAAGACUUGAUGAAGAAAGUUUGCACCGUCCUGCAGUGCGACCACGCCGCGGUCUACGUCCAAGUGUCGAAUCCGAGAAAACUCGUCUGCCGAUGUACGAAUUUGGGCGAGUCGCAUGUUGAAGUGCCGGUCGACAAAGGGAUCGCGAGCCAUGUCCUGGCGUCGGGCACCCCCUGCAACAUUGCCAACGCAUACGACGACCCGAGGUUCUACAGCCCGCAGGACAACUUGACGGGCAUCACGACCCGAGACGUGAUCUGCGUCCCGAUAUUUGACCACAACCACGACCGACCCGUGGCAGCAUUGCGGGCAUGCAAUUCCGUGCAUGGACGAGGGUUUUCAGCCCACGAUUUGAUUGUACUGGGCCUAUUUGGCAUUCAGGCAGGGAUCGUUCUCGAGCAAUUCAAGUUGGAGGUCCUUCUCGAAGCGUCCCACACAAAACUUCUUCGCUUGCACGAGAUGCCUCGGCGCCUGGCCCAAGAGUCCAUGCCGCAUCUCGACAACGUCAGCUUGAUUCGGUUUGUUCUGGCCACGGAGCGCCACUUCCACCAAAUCCUUGGCGUCACCAAGUUCAAAAUGUUCCUCAUCGAGAACCCCACCGACGACGACACAAGAGCACGCAUGUGGUGCCUUGGCAAGACGCUCGAUUCAACCUGCGACACGAAAUUUUGUCGGCAAUACUACAAGCUGUCGUCGGGGCUGUGUGGCUUGGCGAUUUUCCAUCCCCAUGGACUCACAAUCCCCGACCCGCUGACCCAUGCCAAAUACAACUGUGCGAUCGACCUCCCCAACCCCGCGCAUGGUCUGUACAUCGUCCCGAUCUUGUCGCUGUGGGGCAAGCCCCUCGGAGUGCUUCAAGUCGGCCGCACCGUCGUCACGACGACAUUCAAGGGCCCCAAGGUCGAAAUGCUCGAGACACAAGCGGCCAACGAUGCACUCAAAUUGCACCUCAUUUCUCUCUUUGCGCACUCGAUUGCCGGCAUCUUACACGACGUCAUGGCCCACGAAAUGUUCGCCAAGUGCCCGGACGAGAUCAAGCUGGCGCGCAUGGGAUCGCUCGAACAAAGUUUGGCCGACGAGUCCAAGUCGCAUCGGCGACCGUCCGAAAUGACCGCGAUCAGCGAAGACCAGGUGAAGCAGUUUAUGACGUGGGCACAAAAAUCCCCCACCACACCACCACACCAAACGGCACGAACGUCCGCGCAACCAUCCCCGUCGGCGCCAGGACCUCAUGGGGACGCACCACUGGCACCCAUGGAACAGUCUAGCGCACAGAUACAAGGGGAGUCGUCGCCAUCGAAUACGCCAAGGACCGCCCGCCGCGCGGCGUCGACUUUAACAGACAACUCGGUUGCAGCAACGCCGCCGCAUCCAACCAAGUCGUUGCCAUCGCCUUCGUUGGGCACAUCAGAUGAUGAUGGGGAAGGUGUGGAGCUCGGCCACACGUCGACCUCGCUGACCGUCUCGGCGGAGUCUAUCCACUGCGAAAUGCCCGGGGCGGCGUCCAUGCCACAGCAACAACCUGAAGAAGAACACGUCCCGCAAGCGACAUCACGUGGCACCGCAGAGUACGAGAGCUCGGGGAUGGUCGACUCGCGCCGCCGUCGCAUGUCGUUGACUGCCUCGACUUGUCCCGUGGAGAGCACCACGAGCGACGCACCACCACCGACAGACGAGCACAGCGUGACAUGGGACAUCACGGCGGGCCCAGCGCUUCCAGAUCCAUCCGAAGGCAAGCAGGAUGACAGCACCGAUCCACCACCGCUGAUGGCAUGCGACCCCCACGAGGUGACAUCGAACCCCUCGAUGGUUCCAAGCGACGAAGGCGUGAGAGAAGUCACGGCAGGAGACUUCUAUGUCGUCGACAGCAAUCCAUCUCCUGUCGCUGCGCACGUCGUGGUCGAUGGUGGCGCGGACCAGAGCUACGAAGCCCUCCCGCCACCCGUCGACGACUGGACGUCUCAAGACAUGCCAUCGGUCGACGCAUCAACGUGGCGCCACUCGACCGAUCGCGCAGAUGGGUACGACUCGACUCUGAUCGACGGAGCCACCGACGAUGAACCCUGUCAAGGCGCCGACGGAGGUCCAGCCGAGGCUGGCGAUGCAGUGUAUGUGGACGAUCCGUCGCUACCUCGUGGGUGGAUGGCCAUUGCGCAUGGCGAUCACGUGUACUACGAAAACCUCGACACGGGCGAGCAAACAUGGCUCAAGCCGACGACGUCGGCGCCAUGAUGUCGUCGUGGCUGGAGUGCUCUGCGUCGUACGAGCAUGGACUGGUAAUGGAGGCUGCAACGAACCAAAAGUCGUUUGUACGUCGUCGACAUGUACGCGACUCCCGCACUGUGAGACGGCGUCCCGUCGACCUAGUACCCACGUGACGAUGGCACAAACGGAAUUACACGCAAAGUUACAAGCUACGACAGACGCGACAAUCGGGGGAUGGUGCGACCCACCCGUCGUCCAUUACAGCAUGGUGACGUUGCAAUCUACCGGGAACAACGUCGUCGUCGUGGUGGUGGCUGGGGCGUGGUGGACUGUGGUCAAAUGCACGGGGCUGUUCAGGUCGUCCUCUGACGACGUUGCGACGAUCGUGCUGGACGAGUGGUUCGACCCGUUCUCAUCAUCGACGGCGCCGUCGUCGCGAUGUUUGGGGGACACGUCCGGGCGCAGCAGUUGGAUGUCAAAGUCGGGGUCGCCACCGGCCAUCGCGUGUCGAUCGCUGUCCGACGACGACGACGCGCUCAGUCGUGUCAGGUGGUUGUAGUCAAAGUCUUGAAAGAGAUCGUUGCCGGCCGUCGACCCGCGCACGGACGUCGGUGUGUCGCACGCAAUUUCGUUGGCAUGCAUGUACGUGUCAAACACGUCGACGGUCGCGUACUCUUUGGCGUACGACUUCAUGAGGGUGGCCUGGUCCGGGCUAAACGUGGCCUGGCGCGCUUCGACUUGGGCCCAGUCGAUCGAGGCAAACCACGGAUGGCGCUUGAUCUCGUCGACGCCGUCGGGACCGCACCCGAGGCGGUGUUCCGGCUUCUUUUGGAGCAAGCCCUGCACAAACGCUUUCGAGUGUUUCGAAAACCGGUCCGAGAAUGGCACGUCAAACGUUAGGAUCUUGUCCUUGAUGAGCUGGUUCGUCUUGGCGUUGAACGGCGUCCGGCCAUCAAUCAUUUCAAACACCAUCACGCCGAGCGCCCACCAGUCAAUCGCGCGCUACUUCGACAUGAGCCACCAAACACACUCGCGACGACUCACCGUGUACGGUUUGUUGGUUAAGAUAUCGGGCGCCAUCAUCUGGUACGUCCCAACAAACGUGGACGUGCGGUCUGUCGCCUUGAUGUUUUCCUUGGACAUGCCAAAGUCGGUCAACGCAAUGUGGCCUUCCGAGUCGCACAGGACGUUCUCGAGCUUGAGGUCGCGGUAAAUGAUGUCGUUCGCGUGCAAGUGGCCGAGGGCGAGCGCGACCUCGGCCGCGUACAACCGGGCGCGGUCUUCCGUGAAGUUGCGGACGAGGCGCAUUUGGUCGAGGAGGUUGCCGCCCGGGUAAUAGUUGGAGAGCAAGUACAGCUUGGCGUCGUUCUGGAACGCGUAGCAGAGGGUCGCAAUGAACGGGUGCUUGAUGCGGUCGAGGAUGCGGCGCUCCGCGUUGGUGGCUUCGACCAGACCACGCGCCACAACCAAGCGCUUCUUGAUCGAUUUCAUCGCGUAAAACGAGCCUUCGUCCGCGCCGUGCUUUUUCCGCACGAGCUUGACGCGGCCACACGCGCCGCGCCCGAUGAAUUUGACGAUUUCAAAAUCGGACAAACACAAAUCGUCAAUCUUGUCGGGUUGGAUAAAGAUCGAGCACCGGUCAAUCAAGUCCAUGUCGUUCGUGAACGCCUUGGUCGUUGUCGGGACCUUGAUGCCGCCCUUCUUGCGCGGAUCGAUGAGGCACGGUAGGACUUGGCACAGCUUGCACACGCCCCACAGGUUGAACGUCGGGACGUUCUUGUCUUCGCAGCACAUGGCGCAGUACUUGACUUCACACCACGCACACUGGUUCUUGCGCGUGAGGAGGCCCAUCUUUCGAUGGCAGAGCCCACACCCGCCGGUCUUGCUCUUGUCCAGCGACGUCAGCUUGGUUGUGCCGCUCGCUUGACCGACGCGCGCGGCAAACACACCAAACACCGACGUCAUGACGGCACGGAGCGCCCACCCGCCGGAGCUUCCCUGUACACUGGACGGAAUCGCGCCGGCCGAGAUGCAAAUGCACCCGUGGCGCUUUUCCGUCGACACAAUCUUUUGCCCGGGCGGGACAUCGAUCGACAAGAGCCACGCGACAGCGCGGCGACUGAGCAUGCGGCGCGCAAAGUACGUGUCCUUGUCGCUUACGUAAUGACUCGGUUCGAUAAAGCACAGCGCGCGCAGCCGGUCCUGCAUUCCGCCAUGGCCAUUGUCGUGGUUCAACAGCUGCAUCACGUUCUGGCACCCGCGCGAGUACGCAAUCACAAACAGCUCCGACUCGUACGGCUUGACAAAGUGGUCCCACACGGUGCCGACGUGGACCUUGGAGUGGCACGCCUGCGCGGCGGGGUUCAUGAUCAGGACGCCAUACCCUUCCAUAAUCGCCUUGCGGAGGUAGUUGAGCAUGUUGCCGGCGUCUUCGUCCGCGGACGCGCUGUUCAUGCAGAUGCUUCGACUCCAGAUGCCGGCCUCGCGGUACGGCACGAUCACAAUGAGUCGGGAGGCCACGUCAUAGUCGGCCGUGUGGAAGAUGGUGGCGGUCUUGCACUGGCACGGGUGGUCGGCAAAUUUGGCUUCAUCGCCGUCGAACGGCACGUUGGCUUCAAUCAUGCCGAGUUCCGAGAUCAUCUCGCGAUGGAUACGGCGAACAAUAUCUUGCAUUUUGGCCGAGUCGAUGCUGCUGUCGCCCGAGUAUGACUUUGGGGGCGGCGCGUAGUCGAGCUUGAGGCCGCCCAUGGGCAUUUCCUGGAACAAAAAAAUAUCCGAGUCUUUCCACGAGCCAGUCGACGACGAGUGGCUUGUCGAGCCGCUGCGAAGUGGGAGCGAGUCGGGGGGCGGUGGCAAGUCGCCUUGUUCCGACGGCGGGUGGGGGUUGUGGGACGUCGUGCUGCCGCGCAUGCUGGACGUGCUGACAUGGCUCUUGCGGUUAGUGAACGACCCCCGCGUCUCGCUCAUGCGCUUCAUGUGGUACAGGUCCGUGUUGCUCAGCAUAUUCGCCCGAGGGCCUCCAGCAUUGUGCAUGGCAACGACGAGUUGUCGGGACGGUCAACGGCCAGCACGAAGGAUGGUUUGGUAGUGUCGCGAUAGAGGCA